CAAUUUUUGACAGCCAUACAGUUUACCCUAGAAACCGGCCUCAAACGUUUUGGUCUAAAAAAGCAAAUAAAGGUGUCCAAACACUGGAAAUAUUUUAACCACUACGAAUUACAUAUGGAGAAAAGAAUGACGUGACUGACGUCAGAAAAGAUGACGUGGUCAAAAGACGUUAGCUCUAUAGCGAUCGAUUAGUUGCACAGUUUCCUGCUGCGUAUAUGUUCAACAGAGCAAAAUUUAAACAAUUUAAGCUAAGAUGCGACAAAGUAGAGACAAAAGUACGAUUUAGAUGGGCACCGGAACAUUAGAAACGUUGAGCGACAUGGACUCGACCUCCAUACUUCCUACAUUGGAUAGGAACUUGACCGAGGGGCUCUUGUGGUCAAGCAAUGGUGACAUUAUUGCAAACACAGAUGGCGCUGGGGAUUGUAAUACACAGAAACUGGUAAAACUCGAGGGCGUUGUAGACACCAGUGAAGACACGAAAGCUGAUGAUCUUUCCCAUGGAGGUUUAACAGUUGCGGAACGAUUUGUCAGUAUACUUGAUAAGAGAAGGCAGAAGAGGAAAGUUGAAGAAGACAUCGAAGUUGAAUGGAAACCAUCUAUAAAGCCUGAUGUGGAAACCGUAGCCAGUCGUGUAGACAGUCUAAUUAGCAAACUAAAGAGACAGCUUAAUGAAGAAAAGCAGACCAGAUCGACUGUCGUAAAAUCAAAUUAUUCCCAGUUUUCCAACGGUGUGGACGCAUUUCUGAGAUAUCAUGAGAAACCAAGAGCUGACAUUCAAUUUUCAGAAGAUGAUGGAAUCACAGAAGGCGAGGGCUUAUACAGUUUCGCUGUAAGACCGUCAAAGAUAAGGAAAAGAAAGAAAGAUACUUUUGACGUUCAAGAAAAUUCCAACAUCUUUAAAAUGGCUCCUAGUGAAUAUCUUGGAACAACUCCUGAACACAGUGGUGAUGAGUUUAAAAAGGAACUGAAAUGUAGAAACUCACUUUCUAUCAAGCAGCAUGGCGAUAAAUCAGGCGAUGUGUUCAAGCACGAUGUGUACUUGACCGGCAGUAACCCAACAAUUGAUGAGGCUUUCAACUUAUCAACACCGCUGCUGUACAAGCAACCGCCGACCAAAGCUAAGAUCAGACAGAUGUUAUCUACAACUGACACCAUUCAAACUGCUGUAACGGUCAACGGAUGCAUUAUACAGCAGAAUAAAAAGAGAUUGACAUUCCAAGAAACCAUGCCUUUUUUCAACUUGACUGUCACACCGCCAAACAUCUACAUUCACGCCAUGGCUUCUUAUAAAAUUCAACCAUGCGGAGCAGUUAUCGGUCUUGUGAAUCCCAGAAGGCUCGAGUACAACAGAUGUAAGCAAAUCUGCGACCAUGCCAUGCAUUCGAUCAUGAGGUUUGCUAUAAGUGCGGAAAUCUAUGGCCGCAAUAUACCUCAGAUCUACAAGAAAUCCGAUACAACACUACACCCGGAAAGAUGUAUCUGGCCGCAGAACAAAAGUUGUGGAAAAAAUACCGACAUGGCCAGAAAGGUAUGGUCAAUAGUAGCUCUAUUAGACACAAUAUCACCAAACGAAGAAAUCUACGGUCACACUGGACCUCCACUCUCCAACCUGAUAACACAGAAGGACGUCUAUCAUAAUAUGAUAUCACUUAUUCGAGCCUAUCCAAAGUUUGAGAAAACGUACACAGACAUGAUUUGCAAGAUAUCAUUACCAGAAAUGACCAAGUUUGAAGCUAUAAUCCAAUACACGCUCUCAGCUAAAGAAGACUACCAACUUACGGAAACUACAAUCGGUGACAUGUUAGUAGCUGAUAAAAUGUUCGACCGCAAGGUACAUCCGAUCUAUGCAACUAAUCGAAACACUGAUGUACAAAAGUUCUACAGAAGUGUCUCUUUGAACUUAAAGGCCACGUUUUCCGAGGACAUGUAUGAUCAAGUGGUGCUCCCAAUCUUCGAAACUCCUGUAUCUAGAGAAAUACAUGACCGCACCGUUUCUCCUAUCAGUUUUAGAACACCAAAAGAAGUGCAUCUUGUACAUGAUCACGUAAUAUUUCCAAUCAACGAGUUCCAUAAUACUGGCAACAUCAACGACGACAUGGAAACAACAUCCAGCAACGACUCGACUUCGGAUGAACUUCAUGAUCCGCCAAUGCACAACACCACGAUACACGAGUUAGACGAUGAUGGUCCAUUCGGGAUUAUGUCUGUCUACUGUAACAGCGAAUUGCAUUCCAUGUAUGACAAGGUGUCAGAGGCAGAGAGGUAA
This is a messenger RNA of Mercenaria mercenaria, 2269 nucleotides long. RefSeq lists its product as uncharacterized. The coding region runs from base 287 to 2269 and encodes 660 amino acids. The transcript has 3 exons. NCBI's taxonomy places the organism in Eukaryota, Metazoa, Mollusca, Bivalvia, Venerida, Veneridae. The record is from RefSeq and is a predicted model, not a curated record.